AUGGACAACACAACCACAGUUUCUGAGUUUCUGCUCCUGGAAUUCUCAGGCAUCCGGGAACUGCAGGUUCUACAUUUCUUUGUUUUCUUGGUUCUCUACUUGGCAAUAGUAACAGGGAAUCUUUUCGUUAUAUUUGCAGUAGCCUUUGACUGCCACCUGCACACUCCCAUGUACUUCUUUAUCAUGAAUCUGGCUAUGCAGGACCUUGGCCAAAUUUCAGUCAUUAUUCCAAAGUCCAUGAUGAAUGCGCUGAUGAACGUCAGACAUAUUUCUUAUUCGGGAUGUAUGGCUCAAGUCCUCUUGCUUAUCUUCUUUUUAGGGUCUGAUUUCUUUCUUCUCACACUCAUGGCCUAUGAUCGAUAUGUCGCCAUUUGUUACCCGUUGCAAUAUGAAAUGGUGAUGAACAGGCAAGCUUGUUUCCAAAUGAUUGUUAUUGUAUGGUGCAGCAGUUUUCUGUAUGCAGCGAUGCACACCAGUGGCACCUUUGCAGCCCCUUUCUGCUCAAAUGUUGUCAAUCAGUUUUUCUGUGAAAUCCCACAGUUACUUAAGGUUACUUGCUCCAACUUGUACUUCCUUGAAAUUGGAGUCCUUGGGUUGAGUGUUGUCAUUGCAUCUGGCUGCUUUGCCUUUAUCAUUGUAACUUACACACAUAUAUUCAAUGCCGUGUUUCAGAUUCCUUCUGUGCAGAAAAGGAAAAAGGUCUUCUCCACUUGCCUUCCCCAUCUGAUUGUUUUAUCCACAUAUAUAUUUGCUGGCUGUAUUGCCUACCUCAGGCCCAUGUCGAACAGUCCUUCAUACUUGAAUUUGAUAUGUGCUGUGAUCUAUUCCAUUGUUCCACCUUUGGUAAACCCAGUGAUCUAUAGUUUGAGAAACAAGGAGAUCAAAGUUGCUGUUACAGAAAUUUUAUUUCUGAAAUAUUGA
Eublepharis macularius is the source of this 921-nucleotide messenger RNA. Its product is annotated as olfactory receptor 14I1-like. The record is from RefSeq and is a predicted model, not a curated record. The transcript has 2 exons. Gene Ontology annotation, cellular component: membrane. NCBI's taxonomy places the organism in Eukaryota, Metazoa, Chordata, Lepidosauria, Squamata, Eublepharidae. Gene Ontology annotation, molecular function: G protein-coupled receptor activity; olfactory receptor activity. Gene Ontology annotation, biological process: G protein-coupled receptor signaling pathway. The coding region runs from base 1 to 921 and encodes 306 amino acids.